Selaginella moellendorffii is the source of this 2001-nucleotide messenger RNA. Its product is annotated as pentatricopeptide repeat-containing protein At4g02750-like. Gene Ontology annotation, molecular function: RNA binding; protein binding. The transcript has a single exon. Gene Ontology annotation, biological process: RNA modification. The coding region runs from base 1 to 2001 and encodes 666 amino acids. The record is from RefSeq and is a predicted model, not a curated record. NCBI's taxonomy places the organism in Eukaryota, Viridiplantae, Streptophyta, Lycopodiopsida, Selaginellales, Selaginellaceae.
AUGGAUCGCGAGCAAUGCCUUGCGCUCAUCCGGUCUUGCCGGACAGCCCCCGCCGCCAGGAGCAUCGAAGAUCGCAUCCCCUUCUCGCUCCGGCUCGAUCCCUUCGUCUCCAACAAGCUGAUCGAGAUGCACGGCAAGUGUGGGAGCGCCAAGAACGCGAGGGCGGUGUUCGAGAGGAUCGUCGCCAAGAACUCGAUGAGCUGGGACCUGAUGCUGUGCGCUUACGCGAGGAACGGGAGCCUAGCCGAGGCGGAGGCGAUCUUCCAUGCCAUGCCGAGGAAGAGCUUGAUCUCCUGGACGACGAUGCUGGCGGCAAACUCCAGGCACGGGCGAUGGAUCCAUGCCAGGGAGCUCUUUGACGGAAUGCCACAGAGGGAUCUCGUCGCCUGGAACGCGAUGCUGUCGGCGUAUGCCGCCAUGGGGCAUCUGGAAGAGGCCAAGAGAGUCUUCGAAUCAAUGCCGCAGAAAACGCUAGUGUCCUGGAGCGCGAUGCUCACAGCGUACUCAUGCAAGGAUUUGCUGCUAGAAUCUGGAAUUUUCUUCGAUUCAAUGCCCCAGAGAGAUCUGGUUGCGUGGAACGAGAUGCUCGCAGUGUAUGUUCGUCAUGGGCAUCUGGAUCAAGCCGAGCUUAUCUUUGACCAGAUGCCGGAACACGAGAGGGUCUCCUCCACGGCGAUCUUGGACGUUUUCACGCAGCGUGGAGAUCUCGAAUCGGCCAAGAGAAUGUUUGACGAAAUGUCGGAGAGAGACAUUGUAACCUGGACUUCGAUGCUAUCAGCAUAUGCCACUACUGGGCAUUUGGAGGCAGCAAAGAGAACCUUCGAUUCGAUGCCACAGCAUAAUCUCGUUGCCAUGACGGCAAUGCUUCACGCUUACGGACAAUGCGGCGCUGUCGUACAGGCCAGGCGGAUAUUCGAAUCCAUGCCAAACGGGAAUCUCUUCUCUUGGAACUCUAUGCUGUCGGCAUAUGCCUCGAGCGGGCAUGUACUGCAGGCCAAGAGGCUUUUCGACGUCAUGCCCGAGCACAACCUCGUCUCGUGGAGUACAAUGCUGACUGCCUACGCCCAUGAAGAGAAUGUGAAAUUUGCUAAACGCAUCUUUUCCGAAAUGCCCGAGAAAGACGUAGUUUCGUGGAACGCUAUGCUCGCAGUGUAUGCCAAAAACGGGCAUCUGCGGGAAGCCGAGGAUCUCUUCGACCGCAUGCCGCGUGUCGAUCUCGUCUCGCUGACUGCGUUGACCGUCGCGUAUGCCCGCAGAGGAAGGCUCGAGGAAUCCAAGCACGCUUUUGACCAGAUGCCACAACACAGCUUGGUAUCCUGGACGGCAAUGCUCGCGGCAUAUGCCGAGAAUGGGCAUCUUGAGGAGGCCGUGAGAACGUUCAACGAGAUGCCACUGAGGAGCUCAGUGUCGUGGAACGUGAUGCUCUCGGCAUAUGCCCAUGCCGGAUUAGUGGAAUCCACGAAGAAAGUGUUUGAUGAGAUGCCGGAACGGAGCCUUGUCUCGUGGACGAUUCUGCUAGUGGUCUACGUCCAAAAGGGGCACUACGCCGCAGCUCUGGAGCUCUUCGACUCGAUCGACUUCUCGGACGACGUUUGCUUCCUGGCGGCGUUCGUGGCUUGCAGCCACGGGGGGAAAGUUUAUCUUGGUCGCUGCUGGUUCAUCUCCAUGAGGCUCGACUAUGGAUUGGCGGCGUCCAAGCAGCACUACUGUUGCAUGGUCGAUCUCCUGAGCAGGGCAGGAUAUCUUUCGGAAGCUAGAGAUCUUCUCCACAGCAUGCCCUUCGUUCCCGACGCCUUGGAGUGGACGUGCUUGCUGGGAGCUUGCAGAAGCUACAAUGAUCUCCGGCUUGGACAAGGCGCCGCGAGAAGCCUGCUAGAUUUGGAUCCCAAGAAUGCAGCUGCCUACGUCUUGCUCGCAAAUGCCUAUUCUGUGCUCGGCAAACGAAGAAUUCGGCAUUCCAAACAGGAUCAAUCGAACUUGCAGCUAGCAAACUUACCAUAA